AUGACGUCCUCUCUGCCUCCACUUAUACAAGCCUGUUCCGGAGCUCUCGCCAGCGCAUCUGCCAAUGCCAUAUCAUACCCGCUAGACCUGGUGGCGACAAAGGUGCAAACCACAACAGACCUGCAAGGCGCACUUAGGAUCCUGAAGCACAUCCUGCGCACCAGAGGCGUCAGUGGCUUAUAUGAGGGCCUCGCAACAGAUACCGCGUCUACCGUUCUAUCGAACUUUCUUUACUUCUAUUUUGAUACAGUCUUGCAUGCGCUUGCUACCCGACGUCACGCACGACACAACACCCCAGUAAUUGCGGCGUUGCGGCAAGCACUGACGGCCCCGACUCGCUCAGUCCUAUUAAGCGUGCCCACCGAGAUCGUCAUCGGUUUCCUAGCCGGCGUCGCAAGCCGUGCAAUCUCAACUCCCCUGUCCGUUCUCACCGUGCAACUACAGACCAGCAAUAACGAGGAUGCACAACUCGAAGAGCGUGAGGUACAACUAGCGCACUCUGAUACAGUCCAGGAGAAGGCGACAAGAAAGGCUGGACGUCUUGUGGAACUUGCGAAGGAGAUAUACGCAGAACAUGGCCUUCCUGGGUUCUGGGCGGGAUUUGCGCCGACGCUCCCGCUUGCGCUCACUCCCGCUCUCACGCUGCUCUUCUACCAGCUCCUCCGCCGCAUCCGUCUUCCUGUCCUGUCUUCGCCCGCGUGCGCAGCUCUGCGCGCAUUCAUGGACGGAGCAUGUGCUAACGCGCUUGCGCUUGCCUUGCUCUACCCGCUCGUUCUUGCGAAGGUGCGCGUCCAGGCGCGGCGCAGACCAACGGCGGAGGGCGGGGCACCGACGAUGGCAAGCGUAUGGCGCGCGGCGCUGUCUGAGCGCGGCUGGAGCGGGCUGUACGAUGGCCUCGGCGCACAGCUCAUGAAGGGAUUCGUGAGCCAGGGCGUGACGAUGAUGGCGAAGCAGCGGUGA
This is a messenger RNA of Postia placenta MAD-698-R-SB12, 960 nucleotides long. RefSeq lists its product as hypothetical. Lineage: Eukaryota; Fungi; Basidiomycota; Agaricomycetes; Polyporales; Adustoporiaceae. Bases 1 to 960 code for a protein of 319 amino acids. The record is from RefSeq and is a predicted model, not a curated record. The transcript is spliced from 4 exons.